CGCAUGUUCGAUUUUGAUACUUUUCGAAUUCAAGAUCGUUCGAUUUUAAAAAUUUGUAAGUACACAAAACAAAUUCGAAUCAUUGUUUAUGUGAAUUGAAACGAAAAGGUGGUUUUAAGUGAGCUACUUUUGUAUUUUUUGUGCGAUGAGAAUGUUUUUUAUUUGUUUACGUUUUUAUGUUGCCAUUUUAAUAACGGCUUCCAAAACCGGUUAGUAUGGCUUCAUACUAAGACCUGUUAAAAUAAGCCGUAAACCAAUUAAAUCAUCGGAUUUUUUCAUACUAACCGGUUUUUUGUAUCAGUCAGGUAAAAAUAUCCAGUACAACUCUAUUUGGAAACUUAUAUUCCUAAAUAAAAAAUAUAUUCUUUUUCAGAAUAAUAAAAAACUUAUGAAAAAAAUGUCCGCAGCAAAAGCAAAACAACUUUCUGUAUUAUUGGAAUGCAAGGUUUGCAUGGACACCUAUCACAAACCAAAGACCCUUAACUGCGGUCAUACAUAUUGUCAAGAUUGUUUGGAUAGCAUGUUGGUUUUUAACGACGAUGGAAGUGCAGAACUGCAGUGUCCAUUAAGAUGUUCAAGCAAAACAACACUAGGUCCACACGAGACAACAUCAUCGCUAAUGACUACAUAUCUGGUGACUGACAUUCUAAAUGAGUUGUCAAAUGUCAAAAAAGUUAACUUGCAGUGUCAGCAAGGUAAAGAAUGCAAACAGAUUAUCAGACACUCUUGCACAACAUGCAGUUCAAAGAUCUGUGACAAAUGUGAAACCAUACAUUCCUGUCCCAACAAAUCCUUUAACAAUGUCAUUUUUAAUCAAAAAUUGCAACAACUCCAACCAUUAUGUAAGCAACACGACUCGCUUGCUAAAUUUGUCUGUAUCGACUGUGAAAACAUGUUUGUCUGUGUGUAUUGUACGCACAGACAACACAAAAAUCACGAAAGAAAAUCGAUUGCUGAAUUCGGACAAGAAGCCAGGACAUGGUUUUGGUCAUUCAUUACGUCGUUCGAGGACACAAAAGUUGUUUUGGAAAGUUUGACAAAACAAUAUGACAGCGCUUUUAAGAAUAUUGAGGAUAGUAGAGAAGUAUUUGUCCGUGAAUUGGGAGUUAGAAAACUAAAAAGAAUGGAAGAAUAUAUGAAGAAGCUAAACACAGAAGAAAUAAAUAUGUUGAAAAUAUUUGAUCAAGGAAUGGAAGAUUUCAAGACAAAAGUAAUUGCAACCGGGUUUGUCCACAAUACCAGAAUACACGAAUUUUCUGAUUACGUAAAAGAAUUUACCUUAAAAUGUCCAUUUGAAUUAGUCGCUGAGAAGAUUGAAAUCGAAGAAAGACUUCGCACCCUAUCGUCGUUUCCAAGAAUCCUCCCCACUUUUAAUCUGCAUCUUGGACACCUGAAGGAACAAGACUAUUUUACAUAUCCGUUAGGCAAAAUAGCAAUCUCUUUUGAUGAUAUCCACACUGCAGAUCCUUGCGGAUGUUCUGUUUACAAAAGUGUGAUUGACAAAACAGAAAAUCGUCUAGCUACUCGCAGCUGGAAGCUUUGGAGACGUUACUAAAGAAUUUGAAAGAGAACGCAAAGAAGAAUCGUAAAGAACAAGCAAAAAGGUAUUUGAAGCCGCAACGUCUAUCAUCAGCUGCAAGGUCUUACACUUUUGAAGAACUUGCAAAAAUCAUUAAAAAUGGCGAUCAAAAGAAAUUGCAAUCCAUUUUCUUUGAUAAUCCAAACAUCGUUAAAAUGAGAGAUAGUAAUGAGACAACACUGUUGAUGAGAGCUGCAUGUUACAACAAUCCAUC
Molecule: messenger RNA, 1793 nt
Organism: Hydractinia symbiolongicarpus
Lineage: Eukaryota; Metazoa; Cnidaria; Hydrozoa; Anthoathecata; Hydractiniidae
Product: E3 ubiquitin-protein ligase TRIM56-like
Exons: 5
Coding region: 389-1555 (388 amino acids)
Molecular function (GO): zinc ion binding
Source: RefSeq, a predicted model, not a curated record